AUAACAAUCCCCAAAUAUUUUUCUCACUCACCAUCUCAAUUCUCCUUCAAUUUCAGAACUUUCCCUUCAAAUUUCUCACUCUUUCACUUUCAUUCACAUGGCUCGUACCAAGCAAACUGCUCGCAAGUCCACCGGCGGCAAGGCGCCGAGGAAACAGCUGGCAACAAAAGCCGCCAGAAAAUCAGCUCCGGCGACCGGAGGAGUUAAGAAACCGCACAGGUUCCGGCCAGGAACCGUAGCUCUGAGAGAGAUCAGGAAGUACCAGAAGAGCACUGAGCUUCUGAUCCGCAAGCUUCCGUUCCAGCGCCUCGUCCGUGAGAUCGCGCAGGAUUUCAAGACCGAUCUCCGGUUUCAGAGCAGCGCCGUCUCCGCUCUCCAAGAAGCCGCGGAGGCUUACCUCGUCGGUCUCUUUGAGGACACUAACCUCUGCGCCAUUCAUGCUAAGAGAGUAACUAUUAUGCCUAAGGAUAUUCAACUUGCUCGCAGAAUCAGAGUUACUGCAUUUGGAAUGCGUUAGUAAGGGUGUAGAAAGAGGUCGUUUCGCAGUUGUCAUCGCGAUUCAGAGAAAGAUUUAGAUGAGAAAGAUAUUGUAAAAGGAGAAGGCUAUUCUUCAGGAGUUGGUUCCAAUGAUGUUAUUGACUUACAUGAAGAUGAAGAUGAAAAUUAAGUGUUUCGAAUUAUGUUUAUUUUGCUUUGGAUACUAUUUAUAAUUAUGUUUUUGAAUUUUGGAUUAUAUUUAUUCUCCUUUGAGACUACUUAUAAUUAUGUUUUUGAAUUUUGGAUUAUGUUUAUUUAUUUUGGAGACUAUUUA
Molecule: messenger RNA, 811 nt
Organism: Arachis duranensis
Lineage: Eukaryota; Viridiplantae; Streptophyta; Magnoliopsida; Fabales; Fabaceae
Product: histone H3.2
Exons: 3
Coding region: 98-517 (139 amino acids)
Cellular component (GO): nucleosome
Molecular function (GO): DNA binding; protein heterodimerization activity; structural constituent of chromatin
Source: RefSeq, a predicted model, not a curated record